AUGACUACAAGCCGAGAAUAUUACUUCGUUAUUGUUGGACAUAAUGAUCAGUUAAUAUUCGAAAUGGAAUUUCCAGUUGCUGAUGCUAAGAAGCGACCUGAUUCGGAUGUACGUCAUUUAAAUCAAUUCAUCGCUCAUGCUGCUUUAGAUAUUAUUGAUGAACAGAUGCUUACUAAUCCACAGAUGUACCUAAAGAUUGUAGAUAAGUUUAAUGAAUGGUAUGUUUCUGCUUUUGUCACUGCGAGUCGUAUAAGAUUUGUUAUGCUGCAUUGUCAAAAGAAUGAAGAUGGGAUUAAACAGUUUUUCCAGGAAAUUUACGAAAUGUAUAUAAAGCUUUCAAUGAAUCCAUUUUACGAGAUCGAUUCUCCAAUCACAUCAUACAAUUUCGAACAAAAGUCGAUGUUUUAUGGGAAGAAAUAUUUGAACACGGGAUGA
Molecule: messenger RNA, 435 nt
Organism: Brugia malayi
Lineage: Eukaryota; Metazoa; Nematoda; Chromadorea; Rhabditida; Onchocercidae
Gene: Bma-sedl-1
Exons: 3
Coding region: 1-435 (144 amino acids)
Biological process (GO): endoplasmic reticulum to Golgi vesicle-mediated transport
Cellular component (GO): cytoplasm; nucleus; TRAPP complex
Source: RefSeq, a predicted model, not a curated record